Penicillium brasilianum is the source of this 1143-nucleotide messenger RNA. NCBI's taxonomy places the organism in Eukaryota, Fungi, Ascomycota, Eurotiomycetes, Eurotiales, Aspergillaceae. The record is from the annotation of a GenBank genome assembly.
AUGGCAGUUCAGAACACGCUUGUGGAGGAUAUGACUGAUCCGUUGGUCUUUAAAAGAUGUCUCGGCAGAGAAGAGAACUUUCUAAAUUUUUGCCUUUUCUUUGAGAACGAGAUCGAUCGAUUUGGGUACCAAUCUGUAUUUCAGAAGUACCUUGUUGGUGGUAGUGAGAUGGCUGAUGACAUCUUAUGCCGUAUCUAUAUGGGCUAUGUACACGGCAUCAUCCACAUUGGCAUGGCCCUAGAGUUCAAACAGGCGAGGUUGCUUGCAGAGGGCUUUGCCCAGGCGUGUGUGCACCAUGAUUGGUGGUAUACAGACUACCUCACGGAAGCCGAAAAGCUUUCCAAAAGACAGGUCGAGCCCUCACUCCCACUAAGUGCCUGUGUGGACCUCGCUCGGGCAGAGGAAAAGAUUCGCAAUUGUUCUAGCCCAUACUACCAUUUGCAAAAGAGGAAGGUCACUGGAGAAAUGUGCCUCGAUCUCGAACCCGCUCGGGAUGGCGUGUUGAAGAACGCAGGUCCAGAGUUGGUUCGCCUUGCUGCUCGGUAUCGCGUUGACCCAAAUGACUUGGAUAGAGCAACUGCAGAGCUUCAAAACACUGCAGUGUAUUUGACAGCCGGAGCUCAGCGCCCUCCAUACAUCUGCACAUUUGACUUCUUCCUCUUGCACAGUGUAACAUCAAGUAUCGGCCAUACUAUGUUCCUCGCAGAGCCCUCCCUUACUCGCGAGCAAAAGGCUCGACUUCUGGAGUAUACUGGUCGAGUGUAUCUGUUGUCGUAUGCGGGACAAGGAUGUCCUGAGAUCCACCUUGACUGGUUGGCCUCGCAUCCAUCUCGGCUACCCAAUCAAGGAUGGGACGAGGUAUUUGAUCGGGCAUGCUACCAUGAGGACGAUGGCCACAUGUGCAAGCUUAUUCGGUGCAUGGCCCAUGCCCAAGACACCUCCAAGCCGUAUGACCAUCUGCCUGAGUUUCGGGUUAAACAGUCGCUUUUCUUGACAGCUGGAAUUGCUGCUAUUGAUUCUGGCAGCGCGAAACCUAUGGAUGGAACGAAACAUUUCGACUUCAUUCGUGGAGCUGGCUUCGCUGAGGCUUGGCAGAGAUUUCCUAAGCGUGAUGAACAUCUAGCUGCGAGGGCCCACCUUUAG